CAGUUUCAUACAGUCGUCGCUGUUCGCAUAAGUGCUAUUGCAACCGAACCAGUUACCCUGCUUCACCCUUUUUAACAUCAAUAAGCGCCAAGUUUCGUAACUAUGGCUGAACCAGAGGACGUCGAGGAAGAUCUCUUCGCCGAUUUGUACGACGCGGAUGAGACGACGAACCAAACAGCCCCCACUGGGGGAGCACCGGUAUCUUCCAACCCCAUUCCCUCGGAUACGCCUGCCCAACCUUCAGGAAUUUCGGCUAUUCAGUCCGUCGAAGGUUUCGGGAAUGAGUCUGAUAGCGGAUUUGGCACUUACCCGACUCCUUCCUACGAAGGAGGAUAUCAGAAUGGCAAUACUUUGGACUCCGAUUUUCACAACCAUCCCACUGGCCCUGUAGGAGACUCAGAGCCUCAAGGAACUGGUAUUAAGGAAGAUGGGACUAUCUACGUAUGGCCAAGAUAGUGGUCCACGGAGGAAAUUUGUUGAGGCUUGAGAAACUUGCUGGAGCGGAAAGACCGGAUAGAUGGACAUGGCUUUGCGCUCGGGGUCAUGGGCUUUGGUGGGAAUGGCCAUUUGGCACUGGAAGGCACGAAGCCGUGUCCGCCUUGGAUGAACAGCA
Aspergillus versicolor CBS 583.65 is the source of this 613-nucleotide messenger RNA. RefSeq lists its product as uncharacterized. Lineage: Eukaryota; Fungi; Ascomycota; Eurotiomycetes; Eurotiales; Aspergillaceae. The record is from RefSeq and is a predicted model, not a curated record. The coding region runs from base 103 to 456 and encodes 117 amino acids. The transcript is spliced from 3 exons.